Messenger RNA from Pochonia chlamydosporia 170, 795 nucleotides. RefSeq lists its product as hypothetical. Lineage: Eukaryota; Fungi; Ascomycota; Sordariomycetes; Hypocreales; Clavicipitaceae. The transcript has a single exon. The coding region runs from base 1 to 795 and encodes 264 amino acids. The record is from RefSeq and is a predicted model, not a curated record.
AUGGCCAGCUUUCGCGAUAGCUGCGGAACCAAGCUGAAGGGGCUCGGAAAGCCAAAUGAGAAAGUUCGUCGCUAUGCUCGUUGGAUAGUAUUCGUUCGAGUCCCGGUUGCUUUUUUCAGUGCCGCAGCUAGCGGUAAGCAUGUGACGGAGGAGGCACAUCGUCGACAGGUUGCCCUUCAUUGGGUUGCUGUGCUACUCAGUAUCACAGAUUGGGUUCCGUACUUCCUCUAUACUGUCGACAGGUGGCCGCACUUACGGGGGGUGCGGCAAUGGCUGAUGAUGCAACUGUUCUGGGCAACUCCAGCAAUAGCCAUUGGCUCAAUCUCGUUCCAUGUCGCAUGGGUGUAUCUGGCGACGGUAGACCGACCUGACUUCUUAUCCGGGCCAGGUGCAGCGAUGUUUGCCUUGUGGCUCCUGGGAUGCACCACUGCUGAGCAAUUACUGAUUACGUUGGGAUGGUUAUACUACACAUUCCUUCCUGGGAUCAGAUCGCGAACGCCAUAUGAACCUGUAUUGAAUGUCGUCAAUCCCGUCCACGUCCCAAUUGACACUGAGGUUGAUAAUACAGACGUUUCAGAACGCGGAGGUCAACUAGCGAGACUAUAUCGGUCGCAACAAUCCCCUGACAACAAUGAUCGGCAGUCUUUGACCUAUGUUAUCCAAGAAAGAAGAGAGCUGGUCUCGGAACAUGUGGACAUCGUCAUGCCAGUAAGAGAACACUCAGAAAGUAUAGUUCGUAGUAGUGUUGCUAACAGAUGCUUGGAAAGACAGGUCAAACGAAUAUGGCGCAUCUGA